AUGGAUUUUUUAAGUGAUGAACAGGUUGGAAAUAUACUAAAUAAUAGUGAUGAAGAUAAUGACGAAGAAUUUUUGAUGCUUGAGACCGAAGAAACGUCAGAUUGCGAAGACAACAUCUCAGUGCAUUCGGAUGAAGAGGAUGUAAUUUCUGGCUCAGAUGACGAUGAUGUGCCAUUGUCACAAAUGCGCGGUAAUGCCUUAAGAGGAAAGAAUGGCCACCUCUGGUCAUCUGUUGCACCAUCUUCAAGUAGAACACCUCAGCGUAAUAUUGUUAGCCUCCAGAGAACUCCACAAGCAAUUAUGGAAGGUAUUCGUGAUGAAAAAGAUGCAUUUAUGUUAUUAUUCUCUAAGCCAAUUGAUUUGAUAGUAAAGUAUACCAAUGAAGAGAUUGGAAGACGUGCUCCUAAGUACAAAGAUCAGCGAUAUACUAAUCAAACUGACUCGAUUGAAAUCCAAGCCCUCAUUGGUCUAUUAUUCUUUUCUGCUAUCAACAAAGAUAAUAGAAAAAGUACUAAAGAAAUGUGGUCGCUAAUGAGUACACCUAUAUACAAGUCUAUAAUGUCUGAGAGUCGAUAUCAAUUUCUACUUCUGUGUCUAAGAUUUGAUGACAAAGACAGUCGUCAUAAAGAAGACCGAUUUGCUCCAAUUCGAGAAGUUUGGACAAUCUUUAUCAACAGUUGCAAAGAGUCUUACAAGCCAAGCGCCUUCGUAACUAUUGACGAGCAGUUAUUAGGUUUUCGAGGAAAGUGUCCCUUUCGCGUCUACAUUUCUUCAAAACCUGACAAAUACGGGAUGAAAGUUGUAGCUAUUUGUGACGCUAAAACUUACUAUAUGUUUGAUGCCAUCCCUUAUAUAGGCAAGGGAACCGAAGCAAAGUCCGCAGCAGACUACGUCACAAAAUUAGCAGAUAGCAUCAAAGGAUCUGGUCGAAACAUAACCUUUGAUAAUUGGUUUACAUCAGUGCCACUUGCUGAUUUACUACUGAAGGAUUACAAGCUGACUUGUAUUGGAACAUUGCGUUAA
Messenger RNA from Hyposmocoma kahamanoa, 1023 nucleotides. RefSeq names its product piggyBac transposable element-derived protein 4-like. The transcript has a single exon. The record is from RefSeq and is a predicted model, not a curated record. Bases 1 to 1023 code for a protein of 340 amino acids. NCBI's taxonomy places the organism in Eukaryota, Metazoa, Arthropoda, Insecta, Lepidoptera, Cosmopterigidae.